This is a messenger RNA of Anopheles marshallii, 780 nucleotides long. It is a transcript of the gene Lsm11, whose product is annotated as U7 snRNA-associated Sm-like protein LSm11. The record is from RefSeq and is a predicted model, not a curated record. Gene Ontology annotation, cellular component: U7 snRNP. Gene Ontology annotation, molecular function: U7 snRNA binding. Lineage: Eukaryota; Metazoa; Arthropoda; Insecta; Diptera; Culicidae. The transcript has 2 exons. Gene Ontology annotation, biological process: mRNA 3'-end processing by stem-loop binding and cleavage. Bases 1 to 780 code for a protein of 259 amino acids.
AUGGCUAAUAGUGAUUCCGAAAGUGAAACAACCGAUUCGGACAGUUCCUCAGAGUUGGACGUCGGCAGCAAACGAUUUAAUCCGCUAAAAGCGCUAUAUUCUGGCAAGCUGAAAGUGCCUGUGACAACUGCCCGGCUACACGAUAACGUUAGCGUACUGGAAUCCAAACAGACCAUAUUGGGCGGCUUCGCGGAACCGUUCGAUGAAAAUCGGCUUAAGCAAAUACGAGCUGCCACAAGUUUGAGCAAAUUAAAAGUGGCACCAAAAAACUUAUUACCACAAAGAAGAUUUCUACCAGAGCAAGGUCCAGUAAAGUAUGUGAAACCGACACGACACUCCAAAAACAUCUUUGUCCGGCUGGAGAAAGGGUUCGAAGGACCGUUGGCGUUAAUGCUAACUUGGAUGAAGGAACGGCGACGCGUCCGUGUGUACAUUCGUAAGCAGAAAGGGGUUCGUGGCCACAUUACGGGCGUGAUUGAACUGUUCGACAAACACUGGAAUAUGGCCAUUAGCGAUGUGUGCGAAACGUGGACCAGACGGAAAUAUCGUUACAGCGAGAACAACCAGCAUCCGGAAAGUAUGUCAGCCCCCACGGACUGUAGCGAGCGAUUGCGACGGCUCGGAAUUGUUCUUCCCAAAACAAAGGUACGCUCGGAAGGUAAAAAGAAUGUGAUAAUAACCCGCAGGCUACCGCAACUGCUGAUACAGGGAAUGCAGGUAGUGCUGGUUACACCCGAACCGUGCGAUCCUCAACCGAGUUCAUCGAAGGAUGUUAAAUAA